AUGAAAGAGAAAAAUACAAAGAAAUAUUUGGAACCAGGAUAUGAUCCUCAUCAAUUGCGGGUGGUGGAUUUGAAACAACUUUUGGAUCAUUAUGACAUAGCAUAUCCAUCCAAAGCAAGAAAAGCAGCUUUAAUAGAGAUUUUUUCCGAUGAGUUGAUUCCAAAGUUGAGGGAAGAGAAUGGCAGGUUUGUCGAAACAAAAAAAAACGUUUCACACCGAAAAAAGGCCGCAGGAUCAUCACCGGAUUUUGUGAAGGUGAAGACGGGGAAAAAAGUCUUCAAAGUGGAAAAGCCAAUACUGAAGUCACCUAGCAAGGAAUCACGAAAAACACUUCAUCACCUGUUAGAACAACAACAGAAUUCAUCAAUUAUGUCCGUUUCCGAAGAUAGGACGUCAAUUAACCCAUUUAUAGAAUCUACAGUUCCAAAAAAGAGACCAUUCAAGCGCGUGGAUGAAACAAGUAACAAAAAUGGAAAUACAUUGACACAUUCCGAUUCUUUCUAUAAACCAACUAGGAGAAAAGAGCAAUUUUCGUCUUCACCGAUUAGUUCACCUUCGAAAUCAGGAGCUCCUACUGAUGCAUUGUUUCCAAGGAAUGUUGCCAUUAAAUUUGAGGACGAUAACAUCAACGAGGACAGUAAGCGGGAAGAUACUGUCAAAUCAACCAAGAGACGGAAAACUUCACGUCGCUCCCCGAGAAAAACGUCUAAAAGUGAUGUUAAACCGGAAAAGACUCAGAAAGACGGUAAGAAUGUGAAAUCUGAGACCAGAGAAGAGCAAAAUACUCCUAAUGAAUCAUCAUCAACCACCUCUCAGCUUAGAGACGGUGAGCCAGAUGAAAAACACAAUUUAUCUGGCCUUGAAAGAUAUGAAAAUGAAACAGGAAGUAGUGUCGUGCGCAAAGACCAAUCAGAGUUACAUCCUGAAAGCUCAGAAUUGUCAUCUCUUAAUUACAUAACUGCGGUUAAUGAGCCAAGAGAGGUAUCAGACAACGAAUCUAAUUUGAAUAUAAACAAAAUAAUGGCCGUCUCGGCUUCCACUCCAGUAGGCUCUCCUAAAAAGAAGGCUCAUAUGAGAAUCAAGUCUACAAAGAAAAAUAACAAUGCGCUUACACUCAAAUUAAUGAAUGAAGCACAGGUCGGAAAAAGGGAGAGAAAGCAUGAAAUUAUCAAAAGCACAUCUUCUCAUGAUUUGUCCUCAUCCGACGAGUCUAUCCGCGCGCAAAUACACACACCAGAAAUGCAGUCAUCUGAAGAGGAUGAAACUGUUUUAAAGCACCUACAGGAUGAAUUCGAUAAGGAGACUUCUAGAGUGGAAGAGGAAUCUAUGAUCGCCAUGAAAUCCGUUGACUCGUCACUCAAGCCCUUUAUCUCUCGGAUUGCAAUAUACCGAUUCAUUUUUACAUGGAUAUUCUUCUUGUUCUCAUUUCUCUUUUUUUCAAUAUAUCGCCAACAGAGAAUAUCCAUUGGCUUUUGUGGGUAUGAGGUUUACAAGCCAUUUUUAACAGUUAACAAGUUGGAACAUCCUGCUUUGGCGGAGUAUGCCGAUGCUUUGAACGAGGCUUUCAAAAUGAACUGCGUUCCAUGUCCCGAACACGCGAUAUGUGGCAAGCAUUCUCAUUUAGAAUGCAGACAGGAUUAUACCAUUUCAAAACCUUGGUAUUCCGGAUUUGGGUUAAUUCCAACUUUGAAUAAAUGCGUUUUGGAUUCUGAGAAAGUUGCCAAAAUCAAUAAAAUUGUGAAGGUGAGUUGUGAUGUGUUGGCAAAAAGGAAUGCCAAUUUCAAUUGUGGCACCGGAGACGACGACCAGGUUGGACUUGAUUUCAGAUCCCUUCAGGACUACAUAAUUGAAAGACUCGAUAUGGAUAAAGAACUAGAGGAUGGGGAAUUCGGCUAUUUAUGGGAUAAAUCAUUGGCUUUAAUGAAGGAAAAGCAGGAUUUGGUGUUCCAUGAUGAUUUCAUAAGGUCCAACUCGCACUCGAAAUUCAGUAUCAAAUGUAAAUUAAAGCACUUCUUUUUGGAUAUGCUCAUCCGUCUUAAAUACUGGAUUAUGGGACUCUCUGCAGUACUUAUUAUAAUGGGUGCAGUUUACUUAAAGUUGAAAAUGUACAUAGGCGAAAAAAAGAUGGUAAAAGAGUUGACAGAAAAGGUGAUUGAAAAAUUGCAACAGCAAUCUACUCUUUUCAGGCAUCACGAGGUUGAGCAUCGGUAUAUUGGAAAAAUACAACUUCGUGAUUAUUAUUUAACUGAUCCAUCUAUUAAACAGAAAAAGCGUACAGAGAUUUGGGAAAAGGUCACGAAAGUGAUAGAAAGGAAUAGUAACAUUAGUGCUUACCAACUUGAAGUGAAUGGUGAGAUCAUGCGUGUAUGGGAAUGGGCAUCUGAUAUAUAA
Messenger RNA from Brettanomyces bruxellensis, 2391 nucleotides. RefSeq lists its product as uncharacterized. Gene Ontology annotation, cellular component: nuclear inner membrane. Gene Ontology annotation, molecular function: chromatin binding. Bases 1 to 2391 code for a protein of 796 amino acids. The transcript has 2 exons. NCBI's taxonomy places the organism in Eukaryota, Fungi, Ascomycota, Pichiomycetes, Pichiales, Pichiaceae. The record is from RefSeq and is a predicted model, not a curated record.